AUGAGCUCCAAACAGACCGCCCUCGCAGAGACGAAGCAAUUUCGCUCGACUUCCUGGAACGUCUGGCUAUUUCUUGCUGUCCUGACUCCCUUUACGAUCAUUCUUCUGUUCUGGCACGACAAUCUCCACCCAGUAUUAUCAUACUGGCCUGAAUGGAAUGCCCCAACUGAGAAGCCUCACGCUUUGGUUCGUAGCUAUUAUCUGGAAACAGGUGUAAGAUGGAUGAAUCCAGAUGGUGGUCGGUGGAGAGUCAUGUUCACUUGCAAUGGCCAAACACCAUGUCCAAUUAUUUAUGCUGAUGAAGGUGAUAUUGUCAAGUUGUCCGUCAAAAGCGAUAUUUACGCGCAGUCCUCAAUCCACUUCUCAACUCUCGGUAGGACUGUUGGUUCCUGGAACGAUGGAACAGCGGGACUAUCUCAGUUUCCAACUCUUCCAAGGAGUAAUUGGACCAACGCAUACGACACAUCAGGAUCAUGGGGGCUGAACUGGUUCAUCGAUCAUACCGCGACAGCUUCGGCCGACGGACUUGCUGGAGCUCUUUACGUAGCGCCUUCACCAGACCGCCCUCGACCAUAUCACCUCAUCACAAACGAUACUCUUGAGCUGCGCCAAAUCAGCCAGGCGGAACGUGAGAUCCAACACCUCAUCAUUCAGAGCCAUCAACAUCGCGACACAGUUUGGAAGCUACUUCGAAUGAGAGCCGAAGGUUCAGAGUACUACUGCUAUGAUUCCAUUCUGGUGAACGGAAAGGGGCGUGUGCAUUGCCGUCAGCCAGAUUAUGAUCAUAUCAAGGGGCAGAAACUUGAUCAAAAGGGCUGCAUUCAGCCCCCAGGUCUGCCAGACGAGACCUGUAAGCAAAGCUUGGCAGACUACGAGGUUAUCGAAACCCAAGGUCGGAGGUACAUGAUGCUGAAUCUGAUGAACAUCGGUUUUGAGCAUUCCGUCAAAGUGUCUAUUGACCAUCACAAGAUGAUUGUCGUGGCUAACAAUGCCGGCUUUAUCGUGCCUGAAGAGGCAGAUGUUUUGCAUAUUCCAAGUGCAAGCCGAGUGACGAUUCUGGUCCGUCUCGAUGCUGAGCCACGUGACUAUGCUAUUCGGAUUUCUUCAACCAGUGUGCUGCAGAACCUCCAUGGCUAUGCUGUUCUCAGAUAUCCUGCGAAGCGUUUGCCCCGAUAUGGCGAGCCCAUGGCGCUCCCUUCAGUAGCGCCAGGUCUAGUCUGCGUUCUUCCCGACGGCGGCACGCAACCCAACUGCAGCACAGCAGAAGGUCAACUACUCCCACCUUAUCCCCCGCAACCACCACCAUCAGCGGGCAAACAACAUCUAGGCAAAGCAGACUUCACGUUCAGACUAUCAGCAGGGUCUCAGCGAUCAAAGACAGAAAAGUAUGUCCCAGAAUACUUCCUCAAUGAGAAGCCAUGGCAGCUGUACCACGGCUCGAUGCUCCCUCUCUUGUUCCAUGCACCCAACGAAACACUCGUCAAGCCUAUCAUCGGCAAUCUUCCUCUGGGUUCUGUCGUCGACCUCAUCAUUGAGAAUCAGAUCAAUGAGACGAUUCCACUCUACAAGCACGGGGAUCCGUCGUGGUUCCUGGGUUCGCGUGGGCAGCAGAGGUUCCCGGGAAAUACAGUUCAAGAUGCAAUUGACAGUGACAGCAAGUCGCUGAACUUGCAAGAUCCGGCGUUGGUCAUUGUGCAUGACCUACCAGCGCUUGGCUGGAGUGUCUUGAGAUUCAAGGUGACGUCGCAGCAAGCGACAAUAAUUCAUGCUGCCAAGCUGAGAUAUUUUGCUUUGGGCAUGAGUGCGCCGAUCUUGGAGGGAAUUACAGAGGAUACUCCAAUUAAAGUUCCAGAGUCGGUGGUGAAUCGGCCUCAUGUUGAGUUCAAACCAGCUCAUGACGGAAUCUUCGGGUGA
Messenger RNA from Fusarium odoratissimum NRRL 54006, 1914 nucleotides. RefSeq lists its product as uncharacterized. The record is from RefSeq and is a predicted model, not a curated record. Bases 1 to 1914 code for a protein of 637 amino acids. The transcript has 9 exons. NCBI's taxonomy places the organism in Eukaryota, Fungi, Ascomycota, Sordariomycetes, Hypocreales, Nectriaceae. Gene Ontology annotation, molecular function: copper ion binding; oxidoreductase activity.